Clarias gariepinus (North African catfish) is the source of this 7494-nucleotide messenger RNA. RefSeq lists its product as uncharacterized. The record is from RefSeq and is a predicted model, not a curated record. The coding region runs from base 81 to 7127 and encodes 2348 amino acids. The transcript has 11 exons. Gene Ontology annotation, cellular component: membrane. Gene Ontology annotation, biological process: protein targeting; protein import. NCBI's taxonomy places the organism in Eukaryota, Metazoa, Chordata, Actinopteri, Siluriformes, Clariidae. Gene Ontology annotation, molecular function: ATP binding; ABC-type protein transporter activity.
UAUAAAAGGAACCAGAUGCUUCACUUUUCCCACAGUGAUGAACUUUUCGCCACAGGAAUAAAUCCAGAGUAACCUGAAUAAUGGGUGCCCAGGUUUCAGUCAGGAAUAAUACUCCUUAUCACUGGUACUACGCCCGUCGGGGCGGCGGGUAUAACUACAUUGGUCCUAGUGGCUCAGCAUCCUAUGAGGAGGGCAAGGCAAUCCAUUGCUACAUACAUUUCAGAUACGGAAAUCACAGCUGGGACAGUUUUGUCUAUGAGUUUAACACCCAUAAAGGUGACACCACGUUCACUUUAAGCGAAACCUACAACCGUUCCCAGAUUCAGCUCUACUGCACCUCCGAGGGGAUCUCUCAGUACUGUCAGAACUACGGAAAAAUUGAAGAAGAUGAAAGAUACAGACGGCAAGAGGAGGAGAGGAGACGCUUGGAACGUUUGGAACAGGAGAGAAGGGAACAGGAAAGGAGACAACGUGAAGAAGCUGAAAGAAAGAGGCGGCAAGAGGAGGAGAGAAGACGCUUAGAACGUUUGGAACAUGAGCGAAGGAUUCAGGAGGAACUGGACAGAGAAAGUAAGUUGUCCAGACAGAGGCUUUCUAGAGCAACUGAGCGACUUCGUGAAAAACAAAGCUUCAGAGGUCACCAACAGCAUCAUGAACGCACACAAGCUCUCCAUCUGCAAAUAGAAGAUGAUGCUGCUGCGAUCGAGAGAGAUGAGGUUUUAGAUGUUGAAGAAAAAUUCAAAGAGCUUUUGUCAAAAUACCAUAUCACAGAAGAUAAAGAAGUACAGCAGUACAUGAUUUGGAGCAGGAUUAAGACACUUCAGAAUGAACUUACAGUUCAAUAUUGUACAGAAAACAAUCUUUCCAUGUGGUCUCAGUUUACUUUUGAUUGUGCUGUAGGAUAUAAUGAUUUCUCUCUUACUGAGAAGCUCACACUGCUUGAGGCAUCUCUACAGUUCAUCUUACAUGGGAGAGCUAAAGAUGAUGGAGAUCAGCCGCCAGGCUGGGAGAAGAAGUACAACUUCCUUUUGGGUUUGGUGCAGCGGCUUCAAACAACAAAUCCAACUUUGGCCAAACACAUUUUAUUAAAUGCACUUGACAUGAUUUUAGAGCUGUCACCUCAAAGUAGAAACAUUUUGGGUCAGAUGUUGUUCAACAAGAUUUGGACACCAGAAGAAAUAAUGCUUGUCAUUUGCAAAAGCCCAGUUAUUAAAAGUGAUCUCCUCGAUUCACUUCUCCACACAGCACAAACCUACCACCUGGACUGCAUCCUGGUUCUCUCUGCUCUUAAAAAUGAAAACCCUUUAAUGUUUCUUCAAGAACAAGUAAGAAAUGACAAGGAAAAAGAUGCAGACACCAUUGUGAAGGAACUCCGUGAAGCAAACUGCCCAGAGCAAGUCUUGGUGCUUUUGAAGGAUGUGCUGCGAUACAUAGAGUCAGAACUCCCAAAAUAUCAAUCAAAGGACCUUACUAAGGAAGAAAUUGAGGAUUUGAAAAGUAAAAUAAGAUCUCUGGAUCUUACAAACCCAGAUAUCAACAUUCUGAAGUAUGUGUUAAUACGAAUGUCAGUAGCAGUACAAGACUGCACAACCAUCACUACAAAAGACAAACAGGAGAUUCCUGGCUAUUUUCCAAGACUAACACAACUAGCAUCAUUACUUUUGCUUCUUCUGCCACAGCUGACAAGCAAUAAAGGAUGUCUUCUGGAGAUUGGCACAGGUGAGGGCAAGUCCUGUAUCUUAGCCAUGUUUGCUACCAUUCGUGCCAUUCUUGGAACAAAAGUGGACAUUGUGACCAGCUCUUCGAUUCUUGCCCGACGAGACCAAGAAGAGUGGAAAAUUUUUUUUCAAAUGUUUGGUGUUACCUCGUCUGUAGUACCUCCGCCUUUCUCCAAUAACGAUUCACCAGAAGAACAAGAAAAAUGUCUUAAAGAUGCAUAUAGACAACAAAUAGUAUAUGGCACAAUCGGAGUCUUUGCAGCAGACAUACUUAAACAGGAAUUUGAGAAGAGGACUAUUCGUGAUACAAGGCAGUUUGAGCUUGUAAUAGUCGAUGAAGUGGACUAUAUGACGUUGGACAAUGGAGUUCAAGUGACAUUCUUAUCACAUGAAUCAAGUGGAUUUAGGCAUGUGGAGCAAGUGCUUUCCAACAUAUGGGUCAUGCUAUCUAACUGUCAACCAAUUGAACUGCUUGAAACCGGUGAGAUAAUGUGGGCGACAAGAAUGCAGUACUUUCAUAAAUCUGUAACAGCAGCUGUUAUGGCACAGGAACCAUCAGACAACUUCUCGGCUAAUGAAAUCUUGCUGCCUGGAGUGCCUUUAGGGUUCUACACCCAGGAGGAUAUUGAAAUGAUCCUAGCUGAGAGCAAGAAAAAGGAAGAAAACCAAGUUGAUGGGAAUGAGGACGGAAUGUCGAAGGCAUUAUCUGAAGUCAUGAAGAAACUUGGAGUAUCACAACAGUAUGAUCUUCUGAGUGUAUUUGAGGAGGUCUUGGAGAACAGCGUAGUAUUUAAGUGCUAUUCUUUAGAGAACAAGAAAGCCAAAUUCUUUGGAGCUCGAGAAAAACCAGCUGAGCUCAUUGUAGAAAUGCUACUACUGGAAGGAGGAUUUGCGUGCGAAAUCAUGUCUGAGAAAUCACUCAUUGAUGCAACUGUAAGCACAAUACAGUCGUUUAUCCAGUACUCAGAUAACCUUCGAAUGGCUGAAGAAUCCCAAAAAUGUAUUGUCAUCCCUGCUUUCUUGAAAAGCUAUGUGGAGAAUCAGUUACCAGUUUUUGUCGAGAACGCUCUGAAGGCUCUUGAGAUGUCCCAGGGCCGUGAGUACAUGAUCGAUACCUCACAGGCCGCUGAAAGGAAAGUUGCUGACAGUCUUGACAGUCAAGAGUACAAUGCAAUAAUUCCAGUCGACUUUAAAGCGAGUGGUGUAUUGGAGAAAAACAAAAAGUGGGGUAAUGGUCUGCAACAGUUUCUGGAGUUUAAGCACCGUCUUGCAAUUUCACCAAUAUCAAAUGUGACAAACUACAUGUCAAAUUUCUAUUUCUUUAAAAGGUACCUCAAGGGAAGUGGUAUAUUUGGUGUUUCUGGAACUUUAGGAGGUAAGGCAGAUCGAGACUUUCUGGCAAGACAUUAUAAAGCAGAGAGUUACACUAUACCUGCACAUCGCCAUAAAAGGCUGGUCGAACUUCCAGUCAUCCAGGUAAAAGGUGGAAAUAACAAAUGGAUCCAGACUAUUUGUGAAACCUCAUGGAAGGUAGCAGAGCAAGGACAAGUUGUCUUGGUCAUUUGCGAAGAUGUUAAAACAGCUGAUGUACUACAUGAGAAAAUACAAGAUGGAGGCAGAUUUAAGCCAGAACAGAUUACCUUGUACACAAUCAGCGAGAAGCACGAUGUUGAAAAAAAGAAGUUCUGUGGAGGACGGAUUAUCAUAGCAACAAAUCUCGGAGGACGGGGGACAGACAUAAAGGUUGAUCAAAGAGUGAAUGAGCGUGGUGGUCUGUUCGUUCUUCUUACUCACUUUCCACACAACCGAAGAGUGGAGAAACAAAUAUUUGGUCGUACAUCUCGAAAAGGCAAUCCCGGCAUGGUCCAGAUGGUUGUGAACUGUGAUCAUCUCGCACCUGCGUACCAAGGUCAGUCUGUGGAAAUCAUGCGACAGCUAAGAGAGGAUUAUGAAAUUAAACGAAUCCACGACAUGGAAAGUGAUGAGCUGGUUGAAAUAAAUCUAAAAGAAAACCUGUUCCACACAUUUUGUAUGUUGCUGAAGAACUUUGAUGAUAAUUACACACAGGAUGAAAAACAGGACCCCAUGCGAUUGCAUCUUAAUGAUAUCCCUGAUUGCUUUAAGUGUUAUCAGCAUAAGUUUGAUUAUCAGCCUGCUAUCAAUGCUUUGAAGGAAUCGUGGGCAUUGUGGUUGACUCUUCAUGAGGAACACAUCAAUAGGCAUGAUGACAUUAGUGAACUUCAAGCAGACCUCAUCAGGACGAUCACUGAAACAAGUCGAAAGCUACUACAAGGCGAAUGUGAUAAUUUUUACGAUUAUGUUAGACAGGCAAUUGUAAGAACUGAUCUACACUGCCGGGACAAAUCCACCAGUGACUAUGGAGCUGAAUCCUAUUGGAAAAAAGUUGCAACCUCUGACCCACACUACAAGGCUGUAGCACUUUAUAACCAGGCGUACAUCACCAUUAACCUAGGCAGGGAUAACUGUAUAGCAGAGGCACUGAACCUGCUGAAAGAUGCAAAGAAAUCCAUAAAUGUCCACAUCUCUGAAGUCUCAAACACAAUGAUCUCGUGUAACUUAGCCAUUACUGGUAACAAAGAUCAGAGCUCAAACUACAACAACUUUCAAAGUCAAAUGGAGGCCAGAAUGAACAUCUUUAAGUCUUGGAUAACGUACAUUGAUAAUGCAGUAAGUAAACUUGGAGAACUGCAAAACAACAAGAAAGAAGCUGUUACUGAGAGCUGUUCGGUCUACAUGCUGUCUGGAAACGAGAACUUCAUCACCACAAACGAGCUCAGAGCGUUAUAUGACCACGGCCUUGGUGUUGUUUUUGAGGUGAAAGAGAAGCCGAAGUUUUGCUUCGAUGCUUUGAUAUGUUUCUUUCUCGGUGUGGUACAGGUGCUGGCUGGGGUUCUUGUUUGUGCACUGACGCUUGGAACGGCUAGCCAGUUUGGAUUGGGUCUGAUUGCUGAAGGGGUUUCUGACAUGAUUAGUGGAAUAGAAGGAAUGGUAAAGGGCACAUUUGAUUGGGCAUCAUGGGCAAUAUCUAAGAGUAUCAGCAUUGGGCUUUCUUUGCUAACGGCUGGGUUUAGCAUAAUCAAGAAAGCAGCUACAUCAGUGUUUAAAGUGACAAAAGGUCUUCUCACUGGCACAAAGUCUUUUACGUCUGUUGCCUCUGACGUCAUGAAAUCAGGAAAGGCACUGUUUACCUCUGUUAAACAAGGCUUUCAUUCUGGUGUUUCUCAUCUCAGUAAGGAAUCUUUAAAGUCUGCAGUGAAAACCAUGACGUCUUCUACGGUGCUCAAACAGAACUUCAAACAUGCGACUAAAUAUGCAGUUCAGGAAAUUGGGAAAAAGUCUGCAGUCUUUGCUAUCAACUAUGCAAUCGAUGCAGCACUUGAGAAAGUCUUUAAGGACAUUUUAGUAAGUGUUUUUAAGAAUACGGUCAUGUCAUUAGUGAAGCAGAAUUAUAUACUGGAUCAUACUCUUGUCGAGUUUAUCAGCUCGGGUGUCCCAAAAGCUGCCUUGAAUAAAGAGAACUUCAAGAUUGACCAGGAAUAUGAGAAGAAACUGAACCAAUCAGUCAAUUUUCUCUGCCAAGAGGUAACUCCUUACCUAAUACAGGACUGCACCAAAGAACGAGAGGUUAUCAGCAGGCUCUCUGAGGUGUGUGAACAAGCAACAGAGCUAAUGAAAAAAGCACAACUGUCAGGUGUGCAUGAAACGGCAAAGCUCAUUCUGAAAGUAGCUGAUUACUCAUCACGCUUUGAUAAAAUACUGAAGGCCAUUCCAACACAAAACAUGAUCGACCAAAACUUUGUUCCUCUGCUAAUGGAAAGCAUCAAUGAGCUUCAUUCAAUGACAAAGUAUGACCAAGAUGGACGACACAAUUUACACGAUGUACAACGCCUUAAAGGAGAGCUUCUACAGAUUAUUGCUCAAAAGGUUUCGGAGCAAUUAGUCAAUUCCUGUUAUGAACACAUAAAUUUUUUCCUGACCUGCAAAGUUAAGAGUCAGCUUGCCAGUACUGUUGGACAGGCAGUAGACCGAGUCAUGAGCAGGGCUCAUACUGAUCGUUUCUUUAAUGACCAGCGGAAAAAACACAACAAAAAAUCUGCGAGUCACAAGCAAGUGGAACUGCAGUCAGCUGAGAACACAACAGAGCUGGUGCAGUAUGCAGAGGAUAUGAGCAAAGACGAUCGGCCGGCUACAGCACUCGAUAUGUACGUGCUCACAAAAAGUAACCUGCUGCGCGGAAAAGGAAUUCAACUCAGCGUUGUUGAUGAAAACGGAAAAACGCUGACCGAGGAACGGUACCCAGGAGCCAACAAGUCAGCAGGAGAUAUAAAACUGAUACUAACCAAAUCAACUACAGGCCAGCCUUCACCACAAGCUGGUGCAGAGCUGUGCAGCGGCCAUUUUGACAUCAUACAAGAUGAUAGCAAGAUAGUCAGUGUCGAUGUGGAUCACCAGAAUGGCAUUUAUCAUGCAUUAGCACAAGCAAGCGGUGCCAAGAUGGAAGACGUGAAUAAAGAAGCUUUGGUGCUACAAAACAAAGUGAAAAAUGAGAUCCGGACAAAUCUUGGGACAUACGCACCCAUGAUCAAUCUCCAAAGAGGAUAUGACCUCUCUCACAAAAGUCCUGGUAAAUACGGUGUACCUAGAGGAAGUAAAAAGGAGGCGGACUCUGCGCUGCAGGAAUACUUACAGAGCACUACUUUCAUUAGAAGUGAUGAGCGCAUCCUCAUCAAAAUGUACCAUCUCGGAUUUGUUGGUGAAAACGAAAGAGUUCUAAGUGCCCGGGAGUGCAGAAGGAGCACCACUAGGACCCUGGACACCAGCCAUAUUCCACCGAAAGACUCCAUCAGACGAGCUCUGGAGGUCAUAGAAAGCUCUGCCUCAGUGAAUGAGUUUAAAAAUAAAAACCCUGGGCUUUAUAAACUGAUCAGCAGGAUAAAGACUGAUAAUAACGGACUGAGUCUGAUUGCCAUGGAGGUUUUGGGCCAAGAUCACAGGCGAGCUUUAACUACAGGCCCGAGCAGCCUCUCACAGGCGGCCAGGAAACUUCUCGCGGACACCAUGAUUAGUGGAGACGUGGCGCUUCUGCUGAAACGCUGCAUGAUCCUCCAUCACCCACUGACCUCACAAAAGCUCAAAGACGCUCUGGGUGACACUGCUCCGACUCAGAGUCCUGUUUUGUCUGAUGAUGGUGUCCGAGGCUACUACAAAGCAGGAUACAGGAGCCUGGUAUGGGAGUACAGCCGUCUGGGGGUCCUGGAUCAGAACCAGCGUGAGCAUCUGAAUGCGUGGGUGAUUGAGGACCAGCACGAGGACGCUCACACCGCAGAGUACCACCAGGUUCUGCAGGGAUUAGCUGGAAAAGAAGAGAGAGAACUUGUCAAGUCUUAAUGACCUGUGUUCUCCUAUAGAUAAGAUGAUAAAAUGAUCAUGAUAAAAAUAAUAGUACUGAUGAUUACAAUGUGAUGAUGAUGGCUACAGUGUUUUGUUUUUUUUAAUUGCAAAACAAAAACCAAAAAACUAACAAACAUUGAAUCAAGCAAAGAUAUCAGGUUCUACUCUCAAGUCAUUGUUUUAAUCAUUUAAAAAGUUGGGUAAUUUUGUGUGUUUUUGUAGUUACAUAAGUGUGCUUUAUAAGUGUUUUUUGUGUUUAAAUGCGCUACAGAAUUAUUGCAACUAAUAUGAAUUGAAUUAUAAUGAUUUCAGGAUUAAAUUUGUAAAAAUAUAUAUAAGAAAAUAAAUCAAAUUUAAAACCAGG